Baudoinia panamericana UAMH 10762 is the source of this 905-nucleotide messenger RNA. RefSeq lists its product as uncharacterized. The record is from RefSeq and is a predicted model, not a curated record. The transcript has a single exon. Bases 170 to 748 code for a protein of 192 amino acids. Gene Ontology annotation, biological process: phospholipid transport. Gene Ontology annotation, molecular function: phosphatidic acid transfer activity. Gene Ontology annotation, cellular component: mitochondrial intermembrane space. NCBI's taxonomy places the organism in Eukaryota, Fungi, Ascomycota, Dothideomycetes, Mycosphaerellales, Teratosphaeriaceae.
UGCAGCUUUGACAUCUUUUUUCUCCUGCGCUAUCUACAACAGUCCCGCAGCGCUAUAGACAACCAAACCUCAUCAACAUGAUACCGCGAUAGUCUACGAGCACAAUAGCUCGAGCAUCAAACGCGAAACGGCCCUACUCUUGGCGAGCAAGACCGUGCAAAUCUUCGCCAUGCGCCUCUUCACCUCCACCCACACCUUCGACUACUCCUGGGAGGAAGUCUCCACGAACAACUGGCGCAAAUACUGUCCGUGGAACGACAAAGCCUCGCACGUCCUCGCCGUCGACACCCUCUCUCGCUCCUUCGACCCGGCCACCCACCUCCUGCGCACCGAGCGCCUCAUCACAUGUCGGCAAGCCGCGCCCUCUUGGCUCAAACCUUUCCUCGCGGGGAGAGAGGAGAGUCUCGUGUACGAGGUCAGCUAUGUCGAUCCCGUCGCGAAGCGGGUGACGAUGUGCAGUCAGAAUUUGACGAUGAGUGAGUUUUUGACUUGUGCUGAGAAGGUUGUUUAUACGCCUGCUACGGGGGAUGGAGGAGGUGCGGGGAGGACGAGGUUUGAGCAGGAGGCGCGGAUUACGGCGCUGUGUGGGGGCUGGGCGAAGGUGAGGCAGAAGAUUGAGGAGUUUAGUGUGGAGCGGUUCGGGCAGAACGCGGCGAGGGGGAGGGAGGGGUUUGAGAGGGUGUUGGCGAUGAGUAGGCAGGUUUUCAGGGAGCAGCGGGAGAGGGAGGCGGCUGGUGCGGGUGCUUGAUGGAGUUUGGGACGUGUGAUGGUGGUGGUUUGAGCUGCUCGCUACUUAUCCUAAUUGUGCUCAUAUUUGUAAAGCGUUCGGAGCGAGGCGUUGGCGUUUGGGACGGGGCAAGAAUAUACCAUGGAGUGUUGUUAGUGGGAGAUACAGUGUACUAAUG